AUGACGUUUGCCAAAAGUCAAAAAUUUCGACAGGUGCUGACCCGCAAUCUCAAUAAGAUCAUUGAAAUCAAUUAUUAUCCUGUGGAAGAGGCCCGCCGUUCGAACUUCCGCCAUCGUCCCAUCGGUCUUGGUGUGCAGGGGCUUGCUGAUGCAUUUAUGCUAAUGCGAUAUCCAUUUACGUCGCCAGAAGCUCGAGAUUUGAACAGACGCAUCUUUGAAGGCCUUGCUGACGCUUUUAUGCUUAUGCGAUAUCCAUUCACGUCGCCAGAAGCUCGCGAUUUGAACAGACGCAUCUUUGAAGUUAUUUACCAUGCGGCCUUGGAGUCUUCCUGUGAGCUGGCUGAGCAACUUGGCACUUACGAAACUUACGAGGGCAGUCCAGUGUCCAAAGGUAUCCUGCAGUUUGACAUGUGGGGUGUUACACCUACUGAUCAAUGCGACUGGGAUACUUUACGCGAGAAAAUCAAGAAACAUGGAGUACGCAACAGUCUCCUCGUAGCUCCAAUGCCGACAGCUUCUACUGCGCAAAUUCUUGGCAACAACGAGUCCAUCGAGCCAUACACAUUCAACAUCUACAGUCGACGUGUGCUCUCUGGCGACUUCCAGAUCGUGAAUCCACACUUGUUGAAGGAUUUGGUUGAGUUGAAUCUGUGGAAUGAGGACAUGAAGAAUCAGUUGAUUGCUAAUCAUGGAUCAAUCGCUAAGAUUCCUGGUAUUCCUGAUGACAUAAAGCGCCUGUAUCAGACAGUCUGGGAGCUUCCGCAGAAGGAUAUAAUCGAAAUGGCUGCCGAUCGUGGAGCUUUCAUCGAUCAAUCACAGUCCUUGAAUAUCCACAUCGCACGUCCUAGUUAUGCCAAUAUCACUUCGAUGCACUUCUAUGGAUGGAAGAAGGGACUGAAGACUGGUAUGUACUACCUACGCACUAAGCCAGCUGUCAACGCAGUGCAGUUCACUGUUGAUAAGGAGGCGCUGAAAGCUAAGGAA
Cylicostephanus goldi is the source of this 984-nucleotide messenger RNA. Lineage: Eukaryota; Metazoa; Nematoda; Chromadorea; Rhabditida; Strongylidae. The record is from the annotation of a GenBank genome assembly.